This is a messenger RNA of Trichoplax adhaerens, 2445 nucleotides long. RefSeq lists its product as uncharacterized. The record is from RefSeq and is a predicted model, not a curated record. Gene Ontology annotation, biological process: tricarboxylic acid cycle. Gene Ontology annotation, molecular function: oxoglutarate dehydrogenase (succinyl-transferring) activity; thiamine pyrophosphate binding. The annotation marks the transcript as partial. NCBI's taxonomy places the organism in Eukaryota, Metazoa, Placozoa, Uniplacotomia, Trichoplacea, Trichoplacidae. The transcript is spliced from 25 exons.
GCAGGUAUUAUCGAUUUUAGCGAACAAGAGGCCACUAUUAAAGAAAUUGUUGAUUACUUAAAAGAAGUUUACUGCAAUUCUGUAGCGGUUGAGUUUACUUAUAUCAAGGAUAACGAAGAAAAAGAAUGGUUUAGGCGCAACUACGAAAAAUGGCAUAAACAUGAAAUUUCUUCAGAGCAUAAAUGUCGUAUUAUGGAGAUGCUUAUCAAAUCUCAGACUUUUGAUCAAUUUCUGGCUAAGAAAUUUCCCUCUGUUAAACGUUACGGAGGUGAAGGUGCAGAAAGUAUGAUGGUAUUUUUUGAUGAAGUAUUUAAUCACGCGAUGCAAGACGGUAUUGAGAAUGUUAUUAUUAGCAUGCCCCAUCGGGGUAGAUUAAAUUUUAUGACUGGUCUUCUUCAUUACCAACCAGCCGCUAUGUUUUCCAAGAUGAUGGGAAGAUCUGAGCUACCUCCUUCAGCGAAAGGAACUGGAGAUGUGUUGUCUCAUUUAUUCAAGACAAUAGACUUAACUAUGGGAGAUAGUAACUUACAUCUUAGUUUGUUACCGAACCCUUCUCAUUUAGAGGCUUGCAAUCCUGUUGCAUGUGGUAAAACUAGAGCUCGUCAGCUGUCAAUAGGGGAUGCCGAUUAUAGUGAAAGUGGCUUAUCUAAUAAGACGAUGUGCCUGCAAGUACAUGGAGAUGCAUCCUUUGCUGGACAGGGAAUUAUUCCGGAAACAUUAAUGCUUUCUGAAGUACCUCAUUUUCGAACGGGAGGCUCUAUUCAUCUUAUUGUAAAUAACCAGAUUGGUUUUACGACAGAGCCAGAAAGAGGAAGAUCAUCUCUGUACUCAAGUGACGUCGGUAAAAUAAUCGAUUGUCCAGUCAUACAUGUGAACGGUGACAAUCCAGAGGACUUGGCUCGCGCAACAAAAUUAGCAUUGUUGUAUAAGCAAAAAUUUGCCAAAGACAUCAUUAUUGAUUUAAUUUGCUUCAGACUAUGGGGUCACAAUGAGAUGGAUGAACCUGCUUUCACUCAGCCGAUUAUGUAUAAUGCAAUUUAUUCCAAAAAGAGUGUCCCGGAUUCUUACGCAGAAAAUUUAGAAGAUGAUAAAAUUAUCUCAAAUGAUCGCGUAACCGCUUUAAAGAAUGAAUAUACUUCUACUUUAAAUUCUGAAUUAAAAAAUGUAGAAAAGAUCUCGAAAAUUGAGAUGUCUCACUUGCAAAAGCAAUGGUCUGGAUACGUGCAAGCGUCUCACGAAAAUACAACGUGGGAUACAGGCUGUGAUCUAAAUACGUUAUUAUAUGUUGGAGCAAAGUCCGUUGAAGUGCCUGAAUCUAUGACGGUGCACCCUCGCUUGCAAAGAACGUUUAUUGAAAAUAGAUUUGAAAAAUUGAAGACCUCGGCGAGUAUCGAUUGGGCUACAGCAGAAGCUUUGGCAUUUGGGACUUUAUUAUUUCAGGGAUAUAACGUUCGCAUUAGUGGACAAGAUGUUGGUCGAGGUACCUUCAGUCACAGACAUGUGAUGUUGGUAGAUCAAAAAACAGAUGAAGUAUAUAUACCACUUAAUAAUAUUGCACCUGAUCAAAAAGGAUUUAUCGAGAUUGCUAACAGUACACUAUCAGAAGAAGCUGUCCUUGGUUUUGAAUAUGGUAUGAGUAUAGAAUCACCACGAAAUUUGGUCAUUUGGGAAGCUCAAUUUGGCGACUUUUUCAACGGAGCUCAAAUAAUUAUUGAUGCCUUCAUCACAUCUGGUGAAACUAAGUGGUUAUUACAAAGUGGUUUGGUAAUGUUAUUACCCCACGGAUAUGAUGGUGCUGGGCCUGAACAUACUUCCUGUCGGAUCGAACGCUUUUUACAGCUAUGUGACAGUAAAGAGGAUCAGAUCGAUGGAGACGAUGUAAAUAUUGGUAUUGUUCAUCCAACGACACCAGCACAGUACUAUCAUCUCUUAAGACGGCAGAUGCUUCGAAAUUUUAGAAAGCCUCUAAUCGUCGCCUCUCCAAAAAUCUUACUGCGAUAUCCUGAUGCCGUUUCUACUCUGACAGAAAUGACACCUAGUACCUUCUUUCAACCAGUUCUGGGUGACCAUAGUGUAAGUUCUGACAAAGUAGAGAGGGUCAUACUUUGUUCAGGGAAGCACUACUAUGCUCUUGAUAAACAACGACAAAGUUUAGAUGCUAAGAAUGUAGCUAUUAUCCGAUUAGAGUCUCUGUGUCCUUUCCCGACUCAGCUGAUUGAGAAAGAAUUAUCCCGCUACAAAAACGCAAAAGUAUUCAUUUGGAGCCAAGAAGAACAUCAGAAUAUGGGUCCCUGGAGUUUUGUAGCUCCUAGAUUCGAAAAACAACUCGGCGUAAAGCUGUUAUAUACCGGUCGUGAAGCUCUUGCUUGUCCCGCAGUUGGCAUCGGCGCAAUACACAAAGAGGAAAAUGCAAAGAUUUUAAAUACGCCAUUCGAGAUGCAAUAG